Messenger RNA from Cooperia oncophora, 138 nucleotides. The record is from the annotation of a GenBank genome assembly. NCBI's taxonomy places the organism in Eukaryota, Metazoa, Nematoda, Chromadorea, Rhabditida, Trichostrongylidae.
AUGACUUCACUCAACCGUACCAAAAUAUUCAUAGGUACAUGGAACGUUAAUGGUGGCAAAAACAUAAACAACAUUGCCUUUCGUAACCAGUCGAACAUGGCCGAUUGGAUUUUCCCGAAUGGGACGCUCGGUAUGUGA